AUGACCCAGCUCACUGACAUAAAGAGGGAUCUUACUCAGAGUCUUCAAUUUUGCAUUUCAUCGCUGGAAAAUCAAAUGGUUCUAAUGAAAAGGGCUCUUCAAGAUCUUGAUAGUAUCUCUGAUGAUACCUCUAAAGAUCCAGAAAAAUUAAUUAGCAACCCUCUCACUGCAUAUAAAUUUAUAAGACAGCUAAGAAAUGUGGGCACAGCCAUUGAGAAAAUCACAAAGAUGGAUAUCGUCAAGGCAAUAGACUUGCUCAUGUCAAAAACUCAGCUGCUUCUCAAUGAAAAUAUUGGUAUAGCACUCGCCAUUGUUAGACUGCAGAAAUUCUACAGACUAGAGCCAAAGGACAUGACUGGGUUAGAAACUCUGUCUGUGCUGAACCCAGAUGAGUGUUUCCACAUUGCAGUGAUUGCUCAUCAGAACCAGCAGUACUGUUGUGCCAUUCUCUGGAUUCAGGAGACCGUGAGGAAGCUUCAUGCUGGAGCAGAAGCUGUGGUCACCAAACAGAAAGUUCUGAAUCUUCUUAUUUCUAUUCAGUUUCAGUUAUUGAACCUACCCACUGCUCUUGGAGUCACACAACCAUUACUGGACUGUGAGCAUUUAAAUUGGAAGCCUAAACUCCAAUCCGCAUUUAUCAACAACCUGAAAGAGAAUAUUAAAAACUGGGACGGAAUGCAACACUUAAUUACUCGAUUUGACAUGUCUUCCCUUCAAAAUCCAUGGCAAAAUGGAUACGAGGACUUGUGUAGAGGACAGGGGAUCAAAAUGAACCCUACAAGACAGAAGAAAUUGGUCUGUAGGUACAAGACGGGUCAAGGCAACCCCCAGAUGAUGUAUGCCCCUGCUAAAGAAGAGGAGGAAUGGGAUGAGCCCCUUAUCCUCAGAUACCAUGACUUGAUUUCCUUAAGUGAAAUAGAUGUCCUCAAAAGACUUUCUAGGACAAAGCUUUCCAGAGCUAAAGUUUCAGAUCCAGUUACUGGGAAGCUCAUUUCUACCACAUUGCGAGUUUCAAAGAGUGCUUGGUUGUCUAAAGAUGAGAAUCCUGUUGUUGCUCGUGUCAAUCAACGAAUUGCAGACAUCACUGGUUUGGACGUGGAUACUGCAGAAGAUCUGCAGGUUGCAAAUUAUGGAAUUGGAGGACAUUAUGAACCGCACUAUGACUCAAUGGUGGCAAAUGGCGUUCCAUUUACUGAGAGAAGGAUUGCAACUGUUCUGGUCUAUAUGAGUGAUGUUGAAGUUGGUGGGUCUACUGUCUUUCCUGAUAUUGGUGCUGCACUUCAACCAAAAAUAGGCUCAGCAGUAAUUUGGCUCAACCUACUAAAGAAUGGAGAAGAGGAUACCAGAACUUUGCAUGCUGCCUGCCCAGUUUUUGUAGGCAGUAAGUGGGUUGCCAAUAAGUGGAUCCGCUGCCGGGGACAAGAGUUUAGGAGGAGGUGCACUCUGUCCAGGUCUGAGUGAGAGUGAGCUAGAGGACAUUAGGCCUAUAUUUCUCAAAAUAUAAACAUUAUAUUUUUUUCCAAACCAUGGGGCUCCUGAAAGAAACCAAAACUUUUAUUAAAACAAGCUGAAGAGAUUUUUUUUAACUAAGCUGGUUGGCAUAAGUUAAACGGUCUGAUUUGAAUUGUACCAAUUUUUGGUAAUGUUUGUCAAU
Messenger RNA from Tachysurus vachellii, 1654 nucleotides. Its product is annotated as prolyl 4-hydroxylase subunit alpha-1. Gene Ontology annotation, molecular function: procollagen-proline 4-dioxygenase activity; iron ion binding; L-ascorbic acid binding. Gene Ontology annotation, biological process: peptidyl-proline hydroxylation to 4-hydroxy-L-proline. Lineage: Eukaryota; Metazoa; Chordata; Actinopteri; Siluriformes; Bagridae. Gene Ontology annotation, cellular component: endoplasmic reticulum. The record is from RefSeq and is a predicted model, not a curated record.